Messenger RNA from Aspergillus campestris IBT 28561, 1187 nucleotides. Its product is annotated as ankyrin repeat domain-containing protein. Lineage: Eukaryota; Fungi; Ascomycota; Eurotiomycetes; Eurotiales; Aspergillaceae. The record is from RefSeq and is a predicted model, not a curated record. Bases 154 to 720 code for a protein of 188 amino acids. Gene Ontology annotation, molecular function: protein binding. The transcript has a single exon.
GCCGAUCCCAACGAGCACAACUGCAAUGAAUUGACGCCCCUCAAAGUCUCCGUGGGUGCGCGAAACCUGCCACUGACCCGGCUGCUACUGGCCGCCGGGGCGAAACUCACGCCCAUGGUCGUUAAACAGGCUACCCACUGUGGCCACAUAGAGAUGGUGCAGCUGCUCUUGGAUGCCGUGGCGGCCUCAGAUCCGGGUGCACUGUUCAUGUACCGCAAGGCGACGCUCAUCUACGCCGCCAUCACGGGGCAGCUAGUCAUCCUGCGCCAUCUCCUCUUGGAUCUCGUGGAUGUCGACCGACGCGACCCGCUUUGGAGCGAUGUGUUCUACGAAGCUGCGCUAUACAGCCGCCUAGACGCGCUGCGCAUGCUCUUCAAACACGGGACACACCCCGGCCGCACAGGGCAAGUCAUGCUUUUGUCGGCCGAACAGAACAGACAUGAUGAUGUUGUGGAACUGCUGAUCGAGAACCAUGUGCCGGAGAACGACCCCGCGGAGAUCGCGAGCUUCAUGUGCAAAAUCGUCAGGUGGGGACGGCUCUCAACAGUUAAUCGGCUCAUUGCCGCCGGUUACCCGGCUGACAUCCCCGAUCCAACUAGCGGACGCACGCCGUUGUCGUUCGCGGCCCAACGGAGCAAUAUCGCCAUGAUGCGGGUGCUGAUCAAGGCGGGCGCCGACCCGUUGGUCCACUAUCAUAACGGAUGGAUGCCCCUCGGGUGAAUGUAAGUGCGCCGUCAGAGGAAGGUGCUCAUCGUGCUGUAUCGCCAUCGUUGGUGUUACGAAGUGCGCGCGACCCCCUUCUCGCCAUGACCCAGGGUCAGCUCGCCAAGUAGACGGGUCGGAUUCCAUCUCCACAAAAGCCUGGCGCUUCCAACCUGGGUAUCGUGCUAGGUGGGGAUCCAUUCUUCUAUGGUAUACCUUAGGAGACGAUCCGUGGAGGCGAGCAAACUGAUAUACACUCGAGAUUGAUUGAUACCAAUGCGAUAGAUCACGGAUACUGAGUAUAUGGAUCCCCCAUGCUUAGUUCUUGGAUUUUUGCAAGAUUCCUUCGGUUGAGAUUGGAAUGGCGUAUUGGGUCGAGAUGGUUGUCUGUUUACAAGCUGGGCGUUGGCGUAAUUGAGACGAUGGUACGAAAUACUAAUGCAGGAUCGCGGAGAAUCAAAGAUGGCUAGUUUGAUAUAAUCCGC